Molecule: messenger RNA, 1287 nt
Organism: Lathyrus sativus (Indian pea)
Lineage: Eukaryota; Viridiplantae; Streptophyta; Magnoliopsida; Fabales; Fabaceae
Source: the annotation of a GenBank genome assembly
AUGGCUGCAACUUCUGUCAAUAACUUAAAUUUUCCUUUACUAUCCGAGAAGAAUCUAAUUGAUGAGGAAAAACUCAUAGCCUCUGAUUCUCCAAACAAAAAUGAAGUCUCUUUUAUUCGAACAUGUUUCAAUGGACUCAAUGCAAUAUCAGGUGUUGGAAUACUAUCAGUUCCAUAUGCUUUAGCCUCAGGAGGGUGGCUAAGUUUAGUACUUUUAUUUUCUAUUGCUGCAGUAACAUUUUACACUGGUUUAUUAAUGAAAAGAUGCAUGGAAAAGCACUCCAAAAUUAGAACAUUUUCUGAUAUGGGUGAACUUGCAUUUGGAAAAACAGGAAAAUUAAUAGCAGCAAUAUCAAUGUACUCUGAGUCCUACUCUCUUCUAAUAGGUUUCAUGAUUCUUGAAGGAGACAAUUUGAGUAAUUUAUUUCCUAUUGAAGAGUUUCAGGUGUCUGGCAUAUUAAUUGGUGCAAAGCAAUUCUUUGUUAUAUUGGUUGCACUAAUUAUUUUACCAACAGUUUGGUUGGAUAAUUUGAGUUUUCUUUCUUAUGUAUCUGCAAGUGGUGUCUUGGCUUCUGCUAUUAUUAUACUCUCAAUAAUAUGCACUGCAGCAUUUGAUGGAGUUGGUGUUCAUCAAAAGGGUGAUUUAGUUAAUUGGAAUGGUAUCCCUACAGCUGUUAGCUUGUAUACAUUUUGCUAUAGUGCACAUCCCAUUUUUCCAGUUCUCUACACUUCCAUGAAGAACAAACGUCAAUUUUCUAAUGUCCUAAUUGUAUGCUUCAUGUUAGCAUCUAUUGGUUUUGCAACUAUGGCUAUAAUUGGGUACUUAAUGUUUGGUUCAAAAGUUGAAUCACAGAUAACAUUAAGCUUACCACUAAACAAAAUAAGUUCAAAAAUAGCAAUAUACACAACCUUGGUGAAUCCAAUGUGUAAGUUUGCAUUGAUUGCAAUACCAAUUACAAAUGCUCUAAAAAAUUUACUUCCAAGGACAUACAAGAAUAAUAGAAUGGCCAACAUCUUUAUGAGUACUAUUCUUGUAAUUAGUAUUGUUAUUGUUACAUUCACACUUCCAUUUUUUGGAACUCUCAUGUCAUUGGUUGGAGCAUUUCUAACUGUCACAGCUUCUAUUUUGCUUCCUUGCACAUGUUACUUGAAGAUUUCUGGCAGUUACAAAAAUUUUGGGUUUGAAACAAUGGCAAUAGUGAUAAUAAUAUUAGUUGCUAUAGUGAUGGGAAUAUCAGGAACAUACACUUCAAUUGUUGAACUAGUAGAAAUGUCUUCUAACAAGUAG